Striga hermonthica is the source of this 807-nucleotide messenger RNA. The record is from the annotation of a GenBank genome assembly. Lineage: Eukaryota; Viridiplantae; Streptophyta; Magnoliopsida; Lamiales; Orobanchaceae.
AUGGGGUGCUAUUAUUUCGUCAUCUCUCUUAUCUGCCGAGAUUCUUGUUCCGUUCCGUUUGAAACUCUGAACCCGGAAAAAAGGCCGUUCGUUUUAAUCAUGGUGAGCCCCAUUGUGACAAUGCGAAAUGAGGAUAUUGGGCCUCCAUGGCUGAAACCAAUGCUGAGGGCCGAUUACUUUACGCCUUGCCCACUUCAUUUGGAUUCUCAUAAAAGCGAGUGCAAUUUGUUCUGCUUGGACUGCAUGGGCAAUGCCUUCUGCUCCUACUGCCUGGGCCAGCACAAGAACCAUCACGUUCUUCAGAUAAGGCGGUCUUCGUAUCAUAAUGUGGUGAGGGUGAAUGAGAUUCAGAAGUACAUCGACAUAUCGUGCAUUCAGACGUAUGUGAUCAACAGCGCUAAGAUUGUAUUCCUGAACGAGAGGCCCCAGCCGAGGCCCGGCAAGGGAAUCACUUACACUUGCGAAAUCUGUGCUCGCGGCCUGCCCGACGCUUUCAGAUUCUGUUCCCUCGGCUGCAAGCUGAGUGCCAUGGAGAAAGGUGAUCUGGAGCUCACAUUUUUGGUGAAGGCCAAACACAGCCGGGACCCUUUGGACGAGCCCGACUCGUUCGAGCUCUCGACCCCGAAAAAGAUCCAGAGAGGGAAUGCAUUCAACCGGUUCUUGGAUGGCGACACGACUUCCGGUUCGAGUAGCAGCUGGGAUGAUGUCUCCGGCCACCACGCCAAUCUAUCUCCGGCAACUCCUCCGCCGUUCAACCAUACCAACUCGAGUAGAAGGAAAGGCAAACCCCACAGGGCCCCAUUCUGA